This is a messenger RNA of Anoplophora glabripennis (Asian longhorned beetle), 3904 nucleotides long. RefSeq names its product beta-1,4-galactosyltransferase 7. The transcript is spliced from 4 exons. Bases 123 to 1031 code for a protein of 302 amino acids. The record is from RefSeq and is a predicted model, not a curated record. Gene Ontology annotation, molecular function: xylosylprotein 4-beta-galactosyltransferase activity. Gene Ontology annotation, biological process: carbohydrate metabolic process; proteoglycan biosynthetic process. Lineage: Eukaryota; Metazoa; Arthropoda; Insecta; Coleoptera; Cerambycidae.
UAAUAGGUUAUGUUUGAAAAAUAGGUUGGAAAAUAGAAUAAUUCUUUGUAAAGGAUAAAUAUUAAUAAUAGUCAUGUAGUGCAAAGAACCAAUAUGCUAGGAUAUAUUUAGAGGAGUACAAAAUGGUACGGGCGAAAUAUGUGCGUUUUUCUUUCACUGGUUACUUGGUCGUACUCAUUUCUGUGAUGUUUAUUAUUACUGUAAUUUUAAGUUUUAAAUUAUUGACAAUUGAUCAGUGUAACUGUCUUGUGCCAGACAUUGUUAAAUAUGGAAUAAGGCCAACGACUAAAUUGAUUAGUUCUAAACAUAGGCUUGCAGUAUUAGUACCGUAUAGAGAACGUUUUGAAGAACUAUUGGAAUUCGUCCCUUACAUCCACAAUUUUUUAAAUAAUCAACAGAUCUCUUACAAUAUUUUUAUAUUAAACCAAGUAGAUGCAUAUAGGUUUAAUAGAGCAUCACUGAUUAACAUUGGCUUUCUACAUACCAAACAUGAUUUUGAUUAUAUUGCUAUGCAUGAUGUAGAUUUACUGCCUUUAAAUUCUAAUUUAUCGUACGCCUAUCCAAAACAACCAUUCCAUUUAGCUGCUCCAGAUUUGCAUCCAAAAUACCACUACAGUAAAUUCAUUGGAGGCAUUUUAUUGAUCAAUCGAGAACAUUUUGAAAUAGUAAACGGGCUAUCAAAUAGGUACUGGGGUUGGGGGCUAGAAGAUGAUGAAUUUUAUGUUCGUUUAAAAGACGCCCAUUUGAAUGUUACCAGGCCAGAGAAUAUUUCUACUGGAGUUAACAAUACUUUUAGGCAUAUCCAUGGGAAAGAUAGAAAAAGGGACACGACGAAGUGUUUUAAUCAGAGAGAAGUGACGAGGAAACGUGAUAGGCAAACCGGCCUUCACGAUGUCCGAUACAACAUUUUGGGCUAUAAAAACUUGGAAAUCAACGGGGCACCUGCGACUAUUAUUAAUAUACAGUUAAUUUGCAACCACACUGCCACUCCUUGGUGUGAUUGUUCUCCGCAGAAGUCAGCUAAAGUUUAGAGAUUAUUUUGUUAAAAAAAUUUAAGGCUGCUGCGAUACAUACAUAUAACUCGUAUGGAUAUGGAUAUUUAAUAGUUGAACAUAUCAGUUUACAAGGGAAACAUUUAAAUUAUCUAUUUUUCUUGGAAACAGUACAAAUCGUGUCGGUGUUAUUUAUUUAUUUUUAUUCUUUUUUUUUUUUUAUAAAAUUAGUUAUGUUUUAGUUAAGUUUGUACAUUGCUUUGUAAAUGUAUUACAAAAUUUGUGAUAUUCGAAUUCUGGAUUUCUAUACACAAAUAUUCAAAUUUUCUACAGAAAAUAUCCGUUUGAUGUUUUAAAAAAAAGAGGCAACAUGUAAAUUCUAAAUAAUAUUUGGCGCUUAUUAGUUUAGCUCUAAUUUAUGUAGUGAUUAGUUGGAUCAUGGUAACGUUUGUUUAACCAAUCAUGGUUUUCAGAGUAUAAAUGCAAGAAUGACCAUUAUGUAUAAAUAAAUUUCUGUGAUAGUUUUUUACUGCGAUUAUUUUUAAGUCUUUUAAGGUUGCUAUGAGGUGGUUAAUUCUAAUAUACAGGGUGUUUGGUAAGUCGAUGCAUGCCUUGCGGUAGGCUAUAGUACAAGUGAUUUGUGAUACAUUUCCUUAAUAUUCCGAAAACACUUCCGCAAUAUUUAUAAAUUAGCAUUUUUUUAUUAAAACUUUAUCACCCUGUAGAUCAGAAACUAAGCGUUUUCGGAAUAUGGUAUAUUUAGGAAAUAUAUCACCUCUGGAAGGAAUGCAUCGACUUAUCAAACACCCUGUAUAUUGCAUGAUUAUAUCAGGAUCUGCGGAGAUAAUUAAGUGCGGGUUAUCUUACUUUGGAGGGAUAUAUACCGUGGAGAUUUCGGUUCGUUCAAAGUAACGCAAGGUUGUGGAAUUCGAUGACGAAUAUGUCAAAAAGAGAUUUCUCAUUGAAGUUAUUAAAUUGAAGAAAUUUAUUUAUUCAAUCAAAAACAGAGAAAUCAACCUUCUAUAUUAUUCGGACACUUUUUUGUGAAUUAAAAUAUGCCGUAGUAGUGUUGUAAAAUGCUAGAGAAUUUAUUUUUGGAAGAUUUUCAUCAAAUACAAACGGUAAUAAAUAAGUGUAAACGCAAAGAAUCUGCAAAUUUAUGUUUAUGAUAUAAUGGUUUAUAAAAUUAAAACACGAAAUAUUUUACAUUUUUUGAUGAAAAUUUUCAUUAUUUUUGAACAUUCUCCAAAAAAAGGUCAUCCAGUCUAGUAGUAGUAGCACGUUAUUUAUAGACAAAAUUGUUAUAAAAUUAAUUUUUCAGAAUGAAGAUUUAAAGUUAUCAACACUAAAUCGCUUAGUUAAUUUUGCAGGUUUUAGUUUUAGGUGAUUUUUAUUAAGCAAUUUUACUAUACCUGUUAAAUCGAGUCCAAAUAAUAGCCAAGGAUCAUAAUUUUUAACCAAGUUAAGAAUUAGAUCAAUUGUUGAAAAAUACGACUAUCAAUUCACCUGUCGGCAAGUCCCUGAUUAGGAUGCAAGAAAAACCGAGGAACCUUUUAAUAUACAGGGUGUCCCGAAAUUAAUGCAAUAAAAUUUGGUCAAAUUGUGAUCCAGUGCAUAUCAUGAUUGCCAUUUUUCUUGAAAACAUUGCGUUUUACAAAAAAAUAUCAAGAAGAAAAAGUUUCUAACAUCAGUGGCUGUCUAGGGAACUAAUAAUUUUUAAGAAAUUCAAAUAUACCAUAAGGGGGCCCACGAAAAAAUUUCUUAAGGGGGGAGGGGGGGGCAAAAAGCGUAGCAUCAGAUUCCACAUUUUAAUACCCGUGUACCAAAUUUAAUGAAUCUCGUACAACAGGGUUCUGAGAUAUAAAAAAGAUAGGGAGAGGCAGAUUUCGGGGGGUUGUAACUCCAAAAGAGGAGGCCACUUGGCAAAAAUCAAAAAUACGGAUCACCUAAGAAUUUGCAACCAAAAAUUUGUUGCAUUAAUUUCCAGACACCGGGUAUAUAUAUUCUUUUAUAUUAAAUGCUUCUUCCUAAUAUACAUAUAGAGACAUGGGCGAAGUUAAGGGGGGGCUUGGGGAGGCUAAGCCCCCCCCCCCAAAUCCGAAUUAGCCCCCCCAAAAACAUUAUUACACAUACACAUCAGAACAGAAAAUAAAAAACAUACUUUUUUGACAAAAAAAAUUGUAUAAUUUAAUAACCUCAUACUCGAAAGUUAUUUUAAUCGAAGCCAAGUCGGCGUCACUGCCCAACAGAAGUCGGAAUUGAUAAAGAGGUUUUAAAGGCAGAAACGACCGUAAUAAAGAACUGUGUCAGGAAACGGGACAAAAAUAUUAGUAUAUCCGAUUUCCAUUUUUCACACAUUUCCAAAUUUUAAGGUCAACCGUGGGUCAAGACCGAUUCAGUUCUUUAGCACUUGCUAACAUUGAAAGUGACAUUUCAGAAUCCCUGAUUCUAGACGAUAUUCUGGAAGAAUUUAUUUUAAUAACUUUUAAAAUAAAAUUAUUUGGCUUUGAAAAAAAAAAUUUUUUUCAUUUACUUUUAAUAUUUAUGGAUUGGUAGAAAAAUAUGCUUACCUUACUUUGAUACAUACACAAAAAUAAAAUGAAAAAAAUAUAUACAUUUUUUCAUAUUAGGGCUUUAGCCCACCCAGAUCCGAUGACUUAACUUCGCCCAUGUGUAUAGAGACAAUUUCCAGAUAACAUAUUCAUAGGAUUAUAAGAUGUAACAUAUCCGAUUUGGUAACCUAUCCUCCGAUAUUAUUUUUUUUACGUUGCUCAUUAUUUUAAAACGUUUCUAUUUAAUGUUUCGGGAACGAAAACAUUAUUUUUUAAAAGUUAUCAAUUAAAUUGUGAUGUAUGUUGCCAUAUCCACAAAAUGUGGUAAAACGUUUAUUAUUAAAGAAAUAAAAUGCAGAA